AUGGCAAACGCACUGCUGCUGCGUGAGGGCGCAAAGACCGACAAGCUCCUGCCGUACGAGGCCAACUCCGAGGAAGAGUUUCGCGCAUACCUGCUGCCCGGCAUCGAGCAUCUGCGCGACCUUGUUCUCAAUGAUGGCCCUCUCGACGAGAUCCGGGACUGCGUCCACUUUCUCAAGAGGGCAUGUGAUGUCAUGAUCCAGAUGCCACUGAGCACAAAGGAGAUGGCGGACGUGCUGCUGUUCCUGUGGGAGCUCGUACUGUGCCGUCCCCCAGAUCGCUUCUUCUGCAACGAGCCCCUCCUCGCACUCCAUGCCUGGCUCAGGCGGGCGGCGUGCAUGCUUGAGCCCGGUGACGUGCAGCUGCCAUGGCGACCAGCGUACAAGGUCUGGAAGCUCGUCAAGUGGGUGCCAUCCCGCCUCAGUGGCAACCUUGUCAACACGGCCGUGCUUGAGCAGGUGAUCACCUAUGCCAACCGCUUCUUCACGCCCGGGUCCGAUGCAGAGGUUAUGGCUGAGCUGAGGCCUUACCUCUGCGGCACAGACACGAGCCUCGAAUACGCAUGCACCACCCUCUUCUUCUUCAUGCCCAGCAGACCACAUGCGUGGUAUGCGGCUGGGGUGGACUGCGUGCCGUGGCGGCAUGAGAUGGCGCAGGUGUGGGAGCACGCGCGGCGGCACAUAUCGUCCAAGUCAGCAUGCAUGGCGACGCUGGCGCGGGCCAUCCGCAUUGGCAUUGGGCGCGUCGACCUCGCUGACAUGCGGCCAGUCAUCUUCAAACAGGUGCUGCGGUACGUGCGGCUGAACCCGAACGAGCCCCCCGGCCGCGACCAAAGCCCAAUGUUCCACCUGAGCGAGAGCCGCGCCUUCGUCUGGCUCUGCCUCCCGAACGACGACGAAUUCUGGGCGUUUGUGGAUGAUCUUGUGCAUGUGCUUGAGCCUGAGCUGCACCCGUCCAACGCGGGCCACCAGCAGCAGCUGUGCGCAAAUUUCGUCUCCGCCGUCAUUCAGGGCUUCCUCGCCCGCCGCGAAUCUGAGAUGGACCCCCGCACCACCAUCCCGGAGCACGCCAGGACCCCGUAA
Molecule: messenger RNA, 1080 nt
Organism: Salpingoeca rosetta
Lineage: Eukaryota; Choanoflagellata; Craspedida; Salpingoecidae
Exons: 8
Coding region: 1-1080 (359 amino acids)
Biological process (GO): proteasomal ubiquitin-independent protein catabolic process
Cellular component (GO): cytosol; nucleus
Molecular function (GO): proteasome binding; peptidase activator activity
Source: RefSeq, a predicted model, not a curated record